GCGAGCUCCCUGCUUAACAGAAGGCUCAGUUGCCCAAGUGACGAAGGCAUUGUGGGGCACGAACCAGGCUUUGGUGAAUUUAUCUCAUUAUACACCAGGAGUUAUAAUUUAAAAACCAAUAUCAUAUAAAGAAGAAAAAAGAUAUGGUGAGAUACAAUACCAUUAACACUUCUUCAGAAACGGAUUUUAAAGCAGAACUUCCAUGACUGUGAAAUCCAACCGGGUGCACGACCAUGAGGAAGGAUGGCGAGGGAGGAAACCGCGCUUUGUUCUUGAGGUGAGCCGGGUGCGCGACCAUGAGGAAGGAUGGCGAGGGAGGAAACCGCGCUUUGUUCUUGAGGUGAGCCGGGUGCGCGACCAUGAGGAAGGAUGGCGAGGGAGGAAACCGCGCUUUGUUGGUGAGGUGAAACGGGUGCGCGACCGUGAGGAAGGGUGGCGAGGGAGGAAACCGCGCUUUGUUGGUGAGGUGAGCCGGGUGCGCGACCACGAGGAAGGAUGGCGAGGGAGGAAACCGCGCUUUGUUGGUGAGGUGAAACGGGUGCGCGACCGUGAGGAAGGGUGGCGAGGGAGGAAACCGCGCUUUGUUGGUGAGGUGAGCCGGGUGCGCGACCACGAGGAAGGAUGGCGAGGGAGGAAACCGCGCUUUGUUGGUGAGGUGAAACGGGUGCGCGACCACGAGGAAGGAUGGCGAGGGAGGAAACCGCGCUUUGUUGGUGAGGUGAAACGGGUGCGCGACCACGAGGAAGGAUGGCGAGGGAGGAAACCGCGCUUUGUUCUUGAGGUGAAACGGGUGCGCGACCACGAGGAAGGAUGGCGAGGGAGGAAACCGCGCUUUGUUCUUGAGGUGAAACGGGUGCGCGACCACGAGGAAGGAUGGCGAGGGAGGAAACCGCGCUUUGUUCUUGAGGUGAAACGGGUGCGCGACCAUGAGGAAGGAUGGCGAGGGAGGAAACCGCGCUUUGUUCUUGAGGUGAAACGGGUGCGCGACCAUGAGGAAGGAUGGCGAGGGAAGAAACCGCGCUUUGUUCUUGAGGUGAAACGGGUGCGCGACCAUGAGGAAGGAUGGCGAGGGAGGAAACCGCGCUUUGUUGGUGAGGUGAAACGGGUGCGCGACCAUGAGGAAGGAUGGCGAGGGAGGAAACCGCGCUUUGUUGGUGAGGUGAAACGUGUGCGCGACCACGAGGAAGGAUGGCGAGGGAGGAAACCGCGCUUUGUUCUUGAGGUGAGCCGGGUGCGCGACCAUGAGGAAGGUUGGUGAGGGAGGAAACCGCGCUUUGAUGAUGAGGUGAACCGCGUGCACGAUCCCGAGGAAGAAGGGCGAAGGAGGAAACCGCGCUUUGUUGGUGAGGUGAGCCGGGUGCGCGACUGUGAGGAAGGAUGGCGAGGGAGGAAACCGCGCUGUGUUGGUGAGGUGAAACGGGUGCACGAUCCCGAGGAAGUAUUGCCAGGGAGGAAACCGCGCUUUGUUGUUGAAGUGAAACGGGUGCGCGACCACGAGGAAGGAUGGUGAGGGAGGAAACCGCGCUUUGUUGGUGAGGUGAGCUGGGUGCGCGAUCACGAGGAAGGAUCGCGAGGGAGGAAACCGCGCUUUGUUGUUGAGGUGAAACGGGUGCGCGACCAUGAGGAAGUCUGGCGAGGGAGGAAACCGCGCUUUGUUGGUGAGGUGAAACGGGAAAAGGCGGUUUGUUGGUGAGGUGAAACGGGUGCACGAUCCCGAGGAAGUAUUGCCAGGGAGGAAACCGCGCUUUGUUGGUGAGGUGAGCCGGGUACGCGACCACGAGGAAGGAUGGCGAGGGAGGAAACCGCGCUGUGUUGGUGAGGUGAGCUUCACAUUCAGCGACCCGUUAGAAUUCGUUCUGAUGAGCAGGAUUCUUUCACAGCGUUACAUGAAGAGUGGGGCGAUUGUACUUUGUGUUUCCUUUAGUUCCAGAGAAGAGUGAUUUUUUUUGUAUUUGAAAUAAGUAAAGAUUAUAUUACGUUGAAAUGAGCAUAAUUCAGAAAAGAAGGCACUGAAUUUAUACUUAAAUCAUGGUCUGGGGCCUAAAAUGCUUGCUCAAAUAACGUAGCUCCAGUGCGUUUGAGGGUGUAUACGUUUGAGAGAGAGUGUGUGUGUGUUUGAGCCUGUGUGUUUUAGUGUGUGUGUGAGAGUGUGUGUGUUUGAGCCUGUGUAUUUUACUGUGUGUUUGUGUGUGUGUGUGUGUGUGAGCCUGUGUGUUUUAGUGUGUGAGUGUGUUUGAGCUUGGGUGGGUAUGUAUAUUUGGGCGUGUGUUUGAGCUUGUGUGUCUGAGUGUGCGUGUGUGUGAGCAUGUGUGUGUUUGAGUGUGUGUGUUUGAGAGUGUGUGUGUUUGAGCAAAUGUGUGUCUGAGCCUGUGUGAGUGUGUGUGUGUGUAAGCCUGUGUGCGUCUGAACGUGUGUGCACUGGAGGUGGUUCCCUGAGUUUACAAUCUCUCAUUGGCUUAUACUGUUAAACAGACAAGCAGCUACAGAUUUUGUUUGUUCUUACAUUUAGUAUUUAUUCCAGGCAACUGUGUCUAGUUUUCCCUUUGUUGUUGGUUACCUUUGCUGGACUCUGCUGUGACACACCAGACGUGCUAGCUGAGGAAGUGGGGUCAGAAGCAAUAUUCCUGAACUUUGGGGUCACCUCUCACCCACUGUUCUUCCCGGUGCUACCAUAGCGUUUGCUCCACGAACCCUGAAGUCACUGAUGGACAUCACGCAUUCCACUUUCAAGGAUUCCUGUAAGCUUAUGAAGAAGGACAAGGCAAUAUCAUGGAAUGUUGAAAUACAUAUAGGUGAUCUGACAAAAUAGGGUCCUUUACAAGUUACCUUAGAGAAGGGAAAAAUGUACAAGAGCAUGUCACACAUCUUUUUGGCUUAGCUCAGUCUGCAGAAAAAAUUAAAUUUCCUUUCCUAUGACUUUUGUUGUAAUCUAUCCUUAGAGGAGAAAUACACCUGAAAGCCAAGGGAAAGACCGCGGGUGUUGGAAUCCACGUGACUUCCACGGUAUUGAACGGAGCUGCCGGGCUAAGAACUUCCAUUUCUUUUCUCAGGGAACUCCCAUCUUAUUUAAGGCACAGAAUAAGGAGUUCCAUUAACUUUAGACAGCUUGUUUUAAAUCAAAAAUUAAGAAAAAAAUGAUUGAAAACAAAGCCCUAAACUGGAACACAUGAAUUUUAAAAUAUAUUUAAAUUGUGACCAUUGUGUUUAAACUGUGGUAGGGCUUGAUUUUCCAAAUCUCAGAAUAAAAUUUCUUAGCAAAUUCCUUAUAAUGUCCUAAAAAUAACCCAUUAAAAUCACAUGUAGAUCUGGUUGCCCCUGGCAUUGGUCUGUGAGUUUUUGAAUUCAGAGUCAGAAAACCUGGGUUUGAGUCUUAGCUGUAAGGUUACUGACUAUGCAAGCUUUGUUAACGCGUUUAACCCUCUGUUCAUCUUUUUCGUCAACUGUGGACGAGGGAUUAGUACAGCAAUUGAGUCACAAUCUGAUAAGAUGUGUGAAGAGACUAUGCGAGUGUCACGUGCUGUGCCCAUCUCUCUUUCUUUUGCCCUGGACUGGUCCUUAGCCAGAUGCUUGAUUACAUGUUAGAUUUAUUGGCUUGCUUUUCCAUUGCCCCCCGUCCUUCCCCUAAACAAGUAUAAUGCUGCCAUUGCUACUCAUCCCUGCACCUUGCACAAAUCUCUCUCUAUCCUUGCAAUGUGGAUUUCAGUACCAAUGACAGUGAGUGAAAUUUCUCAGGUUGUUUAUCUUUCCUGUACUUCUUAAUUGUUGCACUACAUUAAUUAGAAAAUAGAGGGCGAAAUGAUGGUCCUGGACCUGGUAUCACAGGCUUAGGUUGAAACAACAGAACAAACACUACUGUGAAGUCAUCCAGUCCAAGCUCUCGUAUUUAGGUAGGAGAAUAUUGACUCUAUCAUUAACUCAGAGUUAUUAAGUUAAAUUGAAUUAAAACGUUGUAAAAUUCUUUAGGAACUCACUGCCUUCCUUUAUCGGUGUUUUCACUAUUUUCUGACUCAGAAGAAAUAUAAAUGAGUGACCAUGGUCCCUGCUCAUUUACAAACUUGCAGAAUUUUUUUUAAAGCACCAGGAUGCAAUAAAAUCAAUGUUUUGUGUACUGCUUAAUUGUAACAUCUAAAUGAGCAUUUAAUGUACUGUGUUCUCCUACUUAUUAAUCAAAUCAGUAUAGAUUAGGUUAUUUGUGUUUUUUGCAGUUAAUGAAAAUGUCAAAAGAACCUUCAAACGUGAAUGAAAAUCCUUCCACUUCCUGUGCUGUGGAGAAUUCCACUUACCACUCUGAAACCAGUGAUUCUCAGAAGACCCUCUUUUAUUCCUCUGACCUUUCAGAUAGCCGGUGGCUGCCCUUUUAAUGUAUACUUUUCCAAGAUACUGUUAUUAUUCUCCUUAUUUUUUUUUCUUACCAACUUCUGUCAUUCCUGUUCGGUAAAGUGCCCUUGUGUGAUUUAAUGUCUGGCAGUGGCCUGUGGAAACCUUUCGAGUCAAACUAUCAUUUUUUUUUCCUUGGCAAUCUCCUAUUCUUCAGGUUUUAAGCAAUGACUAGUUUUUACAUUUUCAGCACCUUAUAUAUUUAAUAGUGGAUUAAAAAUCCUGAUGUGACUUUUGCUUUUGUCAUCAUGCAUCUGUGGUUAAUGGGCCUAAUUUGUUUUGUAUUGCAGUAAUCUUUAUAAGGAGGUUAGAAAAAUUGUGCGGAGAAAACAAUUGUAAAACAAUGAAGCAGGAAGCCCUCUCCCCACAUCUUUCAUAGUGUGAAAAUGCUAAGAAAUGUUAGAAGCGAAUUAGCCCUUAAAUUGUCUCCUCAUCCAGUCCCUCCUACUGCGUUAUGGAGAGAGGACACAUUUCCAAGACAAAAAUGCUUCCGCUGAGGACUGUUUCUAUACAAAAACUCACCAGCUUCCACGCAGUGUCUUGUCUUAUCACUUCUGAACAGACCUUGGUGUUUGAAAGGGUUUAGAAAUUUGCUUAACUCGCCAUUUCCUGACAUAAUGAGGAAAUCAGUGUGUCUUGCCUUUCAAAAUGCGUGUGAGUUCAGAAUAAUUCAACAAGAGUAUGCGAUGAUAAGCAGAAAUGAGACUGCAAGAAUGUGCUCAUCAACUCAGAAUCAGUGAUAACUGACAGAUAAAACAAUGUUAAUUGACUAAGGGAGACCCUACAACAUUCUGUAUCUAGAGGAACAAACUUUGGCAUUUUGUUAAAGGUUGAUUUGGCAAUUUUGAGUGAUAUUCUAGGAAACACAGGUCUGCUUUGAUGCCACUAAGACUUUGAGUAGGGACACCAAUGACUUUCAGAUAAACAUAUGCCCCUUUCCCUGUUUCCAUCGUCUUCUACUUAUUCGAAUAGUUUAAGCAGGCAAGCUGUCUGCUGAUAGGGUGCAAAAGAACAGACCUCUGUGACCUUCCAGGAACCUUAAAUCAUCUCUCUGCAGCGGGGAACCAAGGGGUCAGUGAGUGGAAUUAACGCCAAGUGUGCGCUUGUGGCUCAGAGCCACUUCCCUUUGGGGCGAGUAUAUUCUCAGCAUCCAAAAGAGUUCCCACCCUGGGCUGUUGUAUGGAUGAAAAUCCGUCUUGGAUUUUCUAAUCCUCAAAAACUUGUUUCAGUGCACAUAUUUAAGAUGAAAUAAACACGAUUGAAGAAAUAAAUCCAUUCCUUAAUUUUAAAAACUUAUUGGCCGGGUGUGGUGGCUCAUGCCCAUAGUUCUAGCACAUUGGGAGGCCGAGGCAGGUGGAUCACCUGAGGUCAAGGGAUCGAGACCAGCCUGGCCAACAUGGAGAAACCCCGUC
Pan troglodytes (chimpanzee) is the source of this 5789-nucleotide messenger RNA. RefSeq lists its product as uncharacterized. NCBI's taxonomy places the organism in Eukaryota, Metazoa, Chordata, Mammalia, Primates, Hominidae. Bases 203 to 1258 code for a protein of 351 amino acids. The transcript has 2 exons. The record is from RefSeq and is a predicted model, not a curated record.